UUAUCAGCAGAAAAGCUCAAGCCAAAAAUUAUCAACUAAAAAUAAUUAUCGUGCGAUAAUUUUUAAUGAUUUUUCGCAUUAAAAUUACGUUUCAUACUCAGUUGUCAGUUCUGUUCUCUCGCGGUUAACCCGUACAAUUCUUUUGACGCGUUCAAAAUGUCAAUAAUAUAAUAAAUUUCUAGUGAUAACGUUGAUCAAGUUCUUUCCCUAAUUGAACCUCAAGUUUAAUCACAUUCAACCAUGUACCGAUACCGACACGAUUCUACGUCUGAAAGCAGUGAUAAUGAAAACCACCUAUCACUAAAUCCGAUCAAAACCUUUGACUUAUCGUAUACGCUUCUGAACGCCGAAGAUGUACGUAAGCAUAUCGACGAAUUUGAAAAUUCCGGCGAAAGAAAAUGCGAAUACAUAGAUACCGUUUUACUUAUACACAAUUCUUUGGAAAUGGUGCCAUUCAAUGUUUCGAAGUUCAAUAACUUGAAAAGAUUGGAUAUUAGCAAUAAUCACAUUACUUCGUUACCAGAUUUCAUAUGUUCUUUACCGCUGUCUUGCUUAAUAGCCAAAAAUAAUCGAAUUACCAACGAAGGAUUACCGAAGUCAUUCCGAAAUUUUAGAAAUUUAAAAGUGAUAAAUUUGAGUGGUAACAAUUUAUCACGAUUUCCAGAACAAUGUUUAGAAAACGAUUCCGUUGAAUUUUUAUACUUGGGAAGCAAUAAUAUUAUAGAUUUGCCGAAGGAAAUUGAUAGAUUAUAUAGGCUAAAGAUAUUAUGCUUGGGAGGGAACUACUUGACAGAAAUACCUUCAACUGUCGGAAGUUUAGAUAAUUUACAGGGUUUAAUUCUAAGCGAUAACGCUUUGGAAACGUUACCAUCUUCGAUCGCAAAUUUAAAAAAUUUGAAGUCAUUGUUACUGCAUAAAAAUCGAUUGCGGAUGUUACCAACGGAAAUUAUUGCCCUAAAAUGUUUGACUGAGUUGAGCUUACGUGAAAAUCCGCUGGUCGUCAAUUUUGUCAGCGAUAUGCAACAUAACCCUCCGUCACUCUUGGAAUUAUCAGGAAGAACGAUUAAACUACAUAAUAUUGAGAUACCAGAAGGCGAACUUCCAGCUACAUUGGAACAGUAUUUGAAAAGUGCACAUCGUUGCGUCAAUCCGAAAUGCAAAGGUGUCUUUUUCGAUAAUCGAGUUGAGCAUAUAAAAUUUGUGGAUUUUUGUGGAAAGUAUCGAGUACCGUUAUUGCAAUAUUUGUGUUCUUCCAAAUGUGUGGUAAAUAAUGCAGCUCUUCAGGGAAGUUACACUGACAACGCCAUGAUGCGUAAAGUUUUACUCGGUUAAUUAUAUUUUUUUCAAAGUUUACACAUUACCAACAUUUAUAUUGAUUGUUUUACUUUAUUUUAUUUAUAAAUUUUUAAUACCAGCGUA
Molecule: messenger RNA, 1419 nt
Organism: Planococcus citri (citrus mealybug)
Lineage: Eukaryota; Metazoa; Arthropoda; Insecta; Hemiptera; Pseudococcidae
Product: leucine-rich repeat-containing protein 58
Exons: 5
Coding region: 241-1332 (363 amino acids)
Molecular function (GO): protein binding
Source: RefSeq, a predicted model, not a curated record